Messenger RNA from Impatiens glandulifera, 2980 nucleotides. RefSeq names its product squamosa promoter-binding-like protein 1. Bases 288 to 2870 code for a protein of 860 amino acids. The record is from RefSeq and is a predicted model, not a curated record. Gene Ontology annotation, molecular function: DNA binding; protein binding. Lineage: Eukaryota; Viridiplantae; Streptophyta; Magnoliopsida; Ericales; Balsaminaceae. Gene Ontology annotation, cellular component: nucleus. The transcript has 11 exons.
UUCCUCCCUCCCUCCUCCUUCUUCUUCAUCUCCUUUCUUUGCUGCUCUGCAACAACUACCCUUUCUUUCUUUCUUUCCUUCUCUUAUCUUGUCUUCUGUUUUUCACCUUUUCCCCCCCUACUUUAUCUCUCUCGAUCUUCGUUCCCCGCCUUUACCUCUCGCAGAUCAACCAUACCCAUCUCUGUCACCGCAGGACUUUUCUGCUUUUCUGAGCUAUAUAGGUUAAUGUUCCAUCUGGGUUCGAGUUUAAUUUGGAGGAAUUUGAAAUCUUGAAUCCCUAUUUGAUUAUGGAAGCCCAAUCUGGAGGAAAUUCUCAUCAUUUAUACGGACCAGUUUUGUCAGAAAUUCAGGGUUUUGGGAAGAAGAGAAUGGAAUGGGAUUUAAACGAUUGGAAAUGGGAUGGAGACUUAUUUCUCGCUACCCCGAUUAAUCCUCUUCCAGCCGAUUGCCGGAGUGGCCAGCUAUUCCCAUUGCUUCCAGAAGAUACUACACCUGAAAACGAGAGAGAGAAACGGAGAAGAGAUGUCAUCGUCUCCGACGAAUCACGGUCUCUUAAUCUAAACCUUGGAUGUCAGACUUACCCUGUUAUAACAGAGUCUGCAGCAGCAGAGAUCGAGAAGUCGGAAGGUAAGAGUGGGAAGAAAAGUAAGAUCUUUCCUGCUAUUCCGAUCCGAUCGGUUUGUCAAGUUGAAGACUGUCGAGCUGAUUUAAGCCAUGCUAAAGACUAUCACCGGAGACAUAAAGUCUGUGACGUUCAUUCCAAAGCUAGCAAAGCUUUAAUCGGAAAUGUCAUGCAAAGAUUCUGUCAGCAGUGUAGUAGGUUUCAUAUACUUGAUGAAUUCGAUGAAGGGAGAAGAAGCUGUCGAAGGCGUUUAGCUGGUCAUAACAGGAGAAGAAGGAAGACACAUCCUGAAACUGUCGCUAAUAAUGGAAGUUCUUUGAACAAUGAACAUGGGAGUAGCUAUUUAUUGAUUAGUCUUCUGAGAAUACUCUCCAAUAUGCACACUAAUAACUCGGAGGAACUAAAGGAUCAAGAUGUUCUAACUCAUUUGCUUAGAAAUCUUGCGAAUCCCGGUGGAGUAACUAUGCCUGCUCGAGAUCUUGGCGCUCCUACAACAACGGUUUCACCGAGGCCUGGAGGAGGAGAUGAUGAUGGGGUUCAUGAUGUAUCAAUGAAGAAGAAGAAGAAUUUUGACUUGAAUAAUGCUUAUGAUGAUUCUGAAGGCUGCAAUGAAAACUUUGGAAAUCAAACUAUUAGUAAUUCAGCUUCAACAUCAAGCCAGUCUCCAUCUAGUUCUAGUGGAGAUGCUCAGAGUCGAACUGAUCGAAUCGUGUUCAAACUUUUUGGUAAAGACCCGAGUAAUUUCCCCCUAGCUUUGAGGAAACAGAUUCUGGAUUGGUUAUCGAACAGUCCAACCGAUAUUGAAAGCUAUAUACGACCCGGCUGUAUUAUCUUGACAAUAUACCUUCGAUUGGGUAAUUCCGCAUGGGAUGAGCUUUCUUCUGAUUUGAGCUCGAGUUUGCUUAAACUAAUUGACGCGUCGAAUGACUCGUUUUGGAAAUCUGGUUGGGUUUAUACAAGGUUGCAGCAUCAUGUGGCGUUUGUCUACAAUGGUCGCAUCGUCUUAGACACACCCCUUCCUUUCGAGAGUCGUAAUUGUGGUAUCUCGAGCAUUAGGCCAAUCGCGGUCCCGCCUUCCAGAAAGGCUCAAUUUGUUGUCAAAGGUUUUAACAUGUCCUGUUCCACCUUAAGGUUACUUUGUGCUUUCGAAGGACGAUAUCUGGCAGAGGAGAACGGUUCAAACUCAACGGAGGAAAGUGAUGGAUUAAUGACGACAGCUGAUGAAGUCCAAUGCAUUAGUUUAUCGUGUUCUAUUCCAAACAUGAAUGGAAGAGGAUUCAUCGAGGUCGAGGACCAUGGCCUUAGUAGCAGCUUCUUCCCAUUUAUAGUAGCGGAACAAGACGUUUGUUCCGAAAUUUGCACCCUCGAGGCUGAAAUAGAAUCUACAUGCACCAAGAAUCAAGCUAUCGACUUUAUACACGAAAUGGGUUGGCUCCUUCAUAGAUUCGUUAACACGGAGAUGGGCGGUGGAGCGAAUUUGUUCCCGUUCGAACGCUUCAAGCAGCUCGUGGAGUUCUCUAUAGACCGGGAUUGGUGUUUCGUCGUUAAAAAGCUUUUGGGUAUUUUGUACAAAGGUUGUGUAGACAUUGGAGAGCAUUCGUCGUCUAUCGAAGCCGCGGUUUCGGAGAUGUCUCUCUUGCAUAGAGCCGUGCAGAGGAAUUCCGCCCCCAUGGUGGUUUUCCUCUUGAGAUACGUGGCUGAUGGACUGAAGCCCGAGUUCUUGUUCAGGCCCGAUGCAGUUGGCCCCGGAGGUUUGACUCCUCUUCAUGUUGCGGCUAGUAGAAAGGGCAACGAGAGCGUGCUCGAUGCGUUAACCGAUGAUCCCCAUUCGGUGGGGAUAGAAGCAUGGAACACGGCUCGCGAUGGAACCGGAAUGACUCCAAACGACUACGCAUGCAUGCGAGGAUACUAUUCCCACGUUCAUCUCGUCCAAAGGAAAAUCAACCGUCUCCACCACCACGUAACUUUGGAUAUUCCCAAUAGCCAAAUGGCAUGCUUGAACACGGAGAAAAUCGAAACAAAGCAGAAGGAUUUCGGAAGAGGAAACUGCAGGAUGUGUAGAAAGACUCCGGCAACAUAUGGAAGAUCGACGGUAUCUUCCGUGGCCCUUUAUAGGCCGGCGAUGCUGUCUAUGGUGGCUAUAGCUGCGGUUUGCGUUUGCGUGGCUCUACUAUUCAAGAGUUGCCCUCAAGUUAUGUAUGUGUUUGGUCCUUUCAGAUGGGAACUUCUCAAGUAUGGUUCAAGCUAAAACUUUACUAUUUAAGAAGUUAUAAUUAGUAUUCUUUUGAGUUUUUUCUUAUUAUGUAUGGAGAGAUGAAAGUUAGUUUUAUGCCAUUAUCUAAUUAUUUCUUUUAUUUA